GAUGAAAACUUCAGUAAUGAGUAAACGUAAAUUGAAGGAGAGCAGUGGGGUGAGUGGAGAAUGCAUUUCACAGGUGCAAAAAAUUUUACGUGAAAGAUUCUGUCACCAUUAUGCUCCUGGAAAACUGUUUGGGAUGGACCAUCAGUACAGACAUCUGCUGGAACUGCUGAAACGAAGCACGGUUCAUGGAGAAAGUAAUUCUGCCCUCGUUAUUGGACCCCGAGGAUCGGGAAAGACUGCGUUAUUAAAUCGGGUUUUAAAAGAGAUCAGAAAAAUGAAACAAGUUAGAGAGAACCUCUUGGAAGUUCAUCUGAAUGGUGAAAUUUCAGCAAACGUUGUGACAAGGCAGCUCCUCUCCUGCAAACUGCGAGCUGCCCUCAGACACCUCCUCAGCCCUCAGGGUUGUGUGGGCACUGUAGUUCUGUGUACAGAGAUGCUGGCUGUGAGUAACGUUACCGUGCAUCACCCGCUUAUCACUGCCUUGGAUCUUCAGGAGGCAAACAGGCAGCACAGAACGGACUCGAGAGCCAAUAUUGUACAUGGUUUGUCUGUCCUGGAAAUCUGCCUAAUUAUAGCUAUGAAACACUUAAACGAUGUUUAUGAAGGAGAACCAUUUAACUUCCAGAUGGUUUACAACGAAUUCCAGAAGUUCAUACAAAGGAAGGCACAUUCUAUGUACAACUUUGAAAAGCCAGUUGUCAUGAAGGCGUUUGAACACUUAAUACAACUGGAAUUAGUAAAACCAAUCGAAAGACCGUCUGUCCGUGCCCAGAGGGAGUAUCUCCUCAUGAAUCUGCUCCUGGACAACAACCAGAUCAUGGACGCGCUGCAGGCCUAUCCCAACUGCCCCACGGACGUGAAGCAGUGGGCAGCCUCCUCGCUCAGCUGGCUCUGACCUGCGGCCAUCGCUUCUGCGCUCCCAGCCAUGCAGCUUUUUUCCUCCAGGUUAAUAAAUUUUUGGAAG
Messenger RNA from Athene cunicularia (burrowing owl), 964 nucleotides. RefSeq names its product origin recognition complex subunit 4 (gene ORC4). The transcript has 9 exons. Gene Ontology annotation, biological process: DNA replication initiation; DNA replication. The record is from RefSeq and is a predicted model, not a curated record. Gene Ontology annotation, molecular function: DNA replication origin binding. Bases 2 to 895 code for a protein of 297 amino acids. Gene Ontology annotation, cellular component: nuclear origin of replication recognition complex; nucleus. Lineage: Eukaryota; Metazoa; Chordata; Aves; Strigiformes; Strigidae.